AUGGCCGGCCGGGCCCACUGUGUCCGCUCCGGCUUCGGCCUCCGCUCCGGCUUCGGCCUCGGCUGCUGCCUCCUCUUCCUCCUCGCUGCUCAGGAGGCAGGUGCUACCACACUUCAAGAACUUCAGAAUACUGGUGAAUCCCCAACAUCUGACCAUUUAUCCCCUCCUACUCCAAACCUUGUUUAUAGUAUUCCCUCUCACCACAAUGCUCUUCAUUUAGGACAUAGUAGUCCAGACCACCCUAAAUCUACAGAAACCCAUCAGCCCAAACACCAUUGCAAUGCCACACACAAUUUCAGGCCAAUUCACAAGCCAAUAGAUAACUCCAAAAACUCUACAAAGCAUCAUGAAGCUCCUCCCACUUCUGAACAAAACCCUAGCAAUCAAGGAAAAGACCCAAUUGUCCGAAAUGGACGCUCUGCUAAAUCUGAUAUCACACAUAAAAAAUUGUCCAAUGCAAACUAUCCAACCCCAAAACCCAAGAGCAAAACAACAUGUCAUACCUCCAAAACCAGCACAGCAACAGGAACGAGAAAUCACCCCAAAACUGCACCUUUGGAAAAUACCAUCAUUACCUUAGACAGUAAAAGUACCAUAACUCUUUCCUACCAUUCAGUCAAUUCAGAGAUCGACAAAAAACCCACAUCUUCCUCAGAAAAAAGCACAACAUAUAAGGCAUCAUUUAAGGCAACAGGUACCACAGAAGGAAAAGAAAUUGUUGAGGAUCAUACAGUAGCUAAUAGUUACACAACUAUAGUUGCCUCAGAUAAGACUCUGAUAAAGACUACAGACCAAGCAAAAGACAAAAUUUCAACCCAUGUGAAGACUACAAGAGCCCUACUGAUGCCUACAGACCACAGACAACACAGCACAUCGGCCCAUGGGAAGAUCACAAGAACCUCACCAAUACCUACAAAACAUGAACAACACAGCACAUCGGCCCAUGUUCAACACAGCACAUCGGCCCAUGAGAAGAUCACAAGAGCCUCAGCAAUGCCUACAGACCAUGAUCAACACAGCACAUCGGCCCAUGUUCCACAGAGCACCUUGGCCUAUGACCAACACAGCACAUCAGCUCAUGAGAAGAUCACAAGAGCCUCAGCAAUGCCUACAGACCAUGAUCAACACAGCACAUCGGCCCAUGUUCCACAGAGCACCUUGGCCUAUGACCAACACAGCACAUCAGCUCAUGAGAAGAUCACAAGAGCCUCAGCAAUGCCUACAGACCAUGAUCAACACAGCACAUCGGCCCAUGUUCCACAGAGCACCUUGGCCUAUGACCAACACAGCACAUCAGCUCAUGAGAAGAUCACAAGAGCCUCAGCAAUGCCUACAGACCAUGAUCAACACAGCACAUCGGCCCAUGUUCCACAGAGCACCUUGGCCUAUGACCAACACAGCACAUCAGCUCAUGAGAAGAUCACAAGAGCCUCAGCAAUGCCUACAGACCAUGAUCAACACAGCACAUCGGCCCAUGUUCCACAGAGCACCUUGGCCUAUGACCAACACAGCACAUCAGCUCAUGAGAAGAUCACAAGAGCCUCAGCAAUGCCUACAGACCAUGAUCAACACAGCACAUCGGCCCAUGUUCCACAGAGCACCUUGGCCUAUGACCAACACAGCACAUCAGCUCAUGAGAAGAUCACAAGAGCCUCAGCAAUGCCUACAGACCAUGAUCAACACAGCACAUCGGCCCAUGUUCCACAGAGCACCUUGGCCUAUGACCAACACAGCACAUCAGCUCAUGAGAAGAUCACAAGAGCCUCAGCAAUGCCUACAGACCAUGAUCAACACAGCACAUCGGCCCAUGUUCCACAGAGCACCUUGGCCUAUGACCAACACAGCACAUCAGCUCAUGAGAAGAUCACAAGAGCCUCAGCAAUGCCUACAGACCAUGAUCAACACAGCACAUCGGCCCAUGUUCCACAGAGCACCUUGGCCUAUGACCAACACAGCACAUCAGCUCAUGAGAAGAUCACAAGAGCCUCAGCAAUGCCUACAGACCAUGAUCAACACAGCACAUCGGCCCAUGUUCCACAGAGCACCUUGGCCUAUGACCAACACAGCACAUCAGCUCAUGAGAAGAUCACAAGAGCCUCAGCAAUGCCUACAGACCAUGAUCAACACAGCACAUCAGCCCAUGUUAAACACAGCACAUCGGCCUAUGAUCAACACAGCACAUCAGCCCAUGUUCAACAGAGCACCUUGGCCUAUGAUCAACACAGCACAUCAGCCCAUGUUCAACAGAGCACCUUGGCCUAUGAUCAACACAGCACAUCAGCCCAUGUUCAACAGAGCACCUUGGCCUAUGAUCAACACAGCACAUCAGCCCAUGUUCAACAGAGCACCUUGGCCUAUGAUCAACACAGCACAUCAGCCCAUGUUCAACAGAGCACCUUGGCCUAUGUUCAACACAGCACAUCAGCCCAUGAGAAGAUCACAAGAGCCUCAGCAAUGCCUACAGACCAUGAUCAACACAGCACAUCAGCCCAUGUUCAACACAGCACAUCGGCCCAUGAGAAGAUCACAAGAGUCUCAGCAAUGCCUACAGACCAUGAUCAACACAGCACAUCAGCCCAUGUUCAACACAGCACAUCAACCCAUGAGAAGAUCACAAGAGCCCCAGAAAUGCCUACAGAACAUGAUCAACACAGCACAUCAGCCCACAUGUUAAAUAGCACAUCGGCCCAUGAGAAGAUCACAAGAGUCUCAGCAAUGCCUACAGACCAUGAUCAACACAGCACAUCGGCCCAUGUUAAACACAGCAUAUCGACCCUUGUUCAACAGAGCACAUUGGCCCAUGGGAAGAUCACAAGAGCCCCAGCAAUGCCUACAGACCAUGGGCAACACAGUACAGCAGCCACAGAGCCAACCACAGGAGCCUCAGGGCAGGCUGUAGUACACACAAAGAAGACCACAUCUACCAAAGGGAGGGCCACACCAAUCCCAGCAGAGCAUACAGAAAACUCAGGAAGAACCACAGCUGCCACAGAGACUACAAGGCCUCCAGUCAAGGUCACAGGAGACAAAUCUAUCAGUUCUUCCACUCCUGGUCCAAAUAAAACUGGUCAGGUGCCCACUGGCUCGUCUACCCUCCCCACUUCCAGCAUGAAACUGAGUUCUAUCAUGUCAGAAGCCCCAGUCAACCAGAGCCAAGCAUACCAGAACAAAGAUGGUGCCCAGGGAGGUCUCCAUGUGGGAGAGAUGGGGGACAGUGCUUCAUUCCCCGCAUGGGCCAUAGUUAUUGUGGUCCUGGUGGCUGUGAUUCUCCUCUUGGUGUUCCUUGGCCUGAUCUUCCUGGUCUCCUACAUGACUCGAACACGGGGUGCACUGGUCCACAACCAUGAGGACAAUGACCCAGAGGAGGAUGGCGGCCCCAAUUCUUACCCCGUCUACCUGAUGGAGCAGCAGACGCUUGGUGUGGGCCAGAUUCCUUCCCCGCGAUGA
Molecule: messenger RNA, 3447 nt
Organism: Myotis brandtii (Brandt's bat)
Lineage: Eukaryota; Metazoa; Chordata; Mammalia; Chiroptera; Vespertilionidae
Gene: MUCL3
Product: diffuse panbronchiolitis critical region 1
Exons: 3
Coding region: 1-3447 (1148 amino acids)
Source: RefSeq, a predicted model, not a curated record